Fukomys damarensis (Damara mole-rat) is the source of this 1239-nucleotide messenger RNA. RefSeq names its product proteasome 20S subunit alpha 4 (gene Psma4). NCBI's taxonomy places the organism in Eukaryota, Metazoa, Chordata, Mammalia, Rodentia, Bathyergidae. Gene Ontology annotation, cellular component: proteasome core complex, alpha-subunit complex; nucleus; proteasome core complex. Bases 358 to 1143 code for a protein of 261 amino acids. Gene Ontology annotation, biological process: ubiquitin-dependent protein catabolic process. The record is from RefSeq and is a predicted model, not a curated record. The transcript is spliced from 9 exons.
CCCUUGGGCGGGGGAUGUGAAUAUCGAGGUAGCCGGUUGGCCUGCAGCUGCGGCCGAGUAGCUGUGGGACGAUGACUGUGCAGCCGCCUCCGCGGACUGGCCCCUGCCGGAUGCCGUUGUUCCUCUCCUGGGGCCUGUGGCAGCCAGGUUUUGGCCGGGCCCCGGGGUGGGACGAUGGCCAGGACCGAGGCCUCGGGACAGAGCCGAGUGGUCGGGGAGCCUUCCACCCUGGUGUCCAAGACCCGAAUGUGAGCCCGCCGCAUGUGCCAGAUGCUCAAACUCGUGCUAUGCCGGCGUUACGCGUGGAGAUGCGGCUUGUAGUUUUUACACGCAGGAAUUUUCUAAAGUUCAGAAACCAUGUCUCGGAGAUAUGACUCCAGGACCACUAUAUUUUCUCCAGAAGGUCGCUUAUACCAAGUUGAAUAUGCCAUGGAAGCCAUUGGACAUGCAGGGACCUGUUUGGGAAUUUUAGCAAACGAUGGUGUUUUGCUUGCAGCAGAGAGACGCAACAUUCACAAACUUCUUGAUGAAGUCUUUUUCUCUGAAAAAAUUUAUAAACUCAAUGAGGACAUGGCUUGCAGCGUGGCAGGUAUAACUUCUGAUGCAAAUGUUCUGACUAAUGAACUGAGGCUCAUUGCACAAAGGUAUCUAUUACAAUACCAGGAGCCAAUCCCGUGUGAGCAGUUGGUUACAGCACUGUGUGAUAUCAAACAGGCCUAUACACAGUUUGGAGGAAAGCGUCCCUUUGGUGUUUCAUUGCUGUACAUUGGCUGGGAAAAGCACUAUGGCUUUCAGCUCUAUCAGAGUGACCCCAGUGGAAAUUAUGGGGGCUGGAAAGCCACGUGCAUUGGAAAUAACAGUGCUGCAGCUGUGUCAAUGCUGAAACAGGACUACAAAGAAGGAGAAAUGACUCUGAAGUCGGCGCUUGCUUUAGCUAUCAAAGUGCUGAACAAGACAAUGGAUGUUAGUAAGCUGUCUGCUGAGAAAGUGGAAAUCGCCACAUUAACUAGAGAGAAUGGGAAGACGGUGAUCAGAGUUCUCAAGCAAAAGGAAGUGGAACAGUUGAUCAAAAAACAUGAGGAAGAAGAAGCCAAAGCAGAGCGUGAGAAGAAAGAAAAAGAACAGAAAGAAAAAGAUAAAUAGGAGAUGGAAUCAAGGAUUUCAAUGUAGACAUUGUUCUAUUCUUCCGAGUCCAAGAAGGCUUUAAAAAAAAAAAAAACAAACUUGCACGGUGGAGAA